Molecule: messenger RNA, 4403 nt
Organism: Crotalus tigris (Tiger rattlesnake)
Lineage: Eukaryota; Metazoa; Chordata; Lepidosauria; Squamata; Viperidae
Product: ubiquitin-conjugating enzyme E2 variant 1
Exons: 6
Coding region: 186-1235 (349 amino acids)
Biological process (GO): protein K63-linked ubiquitination; DNA damage tolerance; ether lipid biosynthetic process
Cellular component (GO): endoplasmic reticulum membrane; nucleus
Molecular function (GO): plasmanylethanolamine desaturase activity
Source: RefSeq, a predicted model, not a curated record
ACCGAUGGCCUACGGUUCGGGAGUUCGCCCCAGUGGCUGGAACCCUAUUGGCUGAAGCGAGCGCGCGCGGAUUGGCCGGCUCCUUGCCGGAGGGGCGUGACUCGCCUGACGCCUCGUUCGGCUGGACGGAGGGGCGGCGAGGGGGGUGAGUGCAGGCUGGCUGGCCGCGGGCGGUUUGCAUCGCGAUGUUGCUCUCGCCGCCGCCGCCCUCGUCCCUGCCCUGCGGGCGGGCGGCAGGCGGCUCCCCUGGCCUUGGGGCGCGAGCGGCAGGGCCGGAGCUCCAGGAGGAGGCUGCUCCCCGAGAGCUUCCCGACGAAGAAGGGGAGCGAGGCCGCGCCGGAACUAUGCCCGAGUGCGCCCCGCUUCUGGUGGCUGGAGCCGGCUGCGAGUCGGCGAGGGCGUCGUCCGAGACGGAGGCCGCUGCGUCAACUGCCCAGGAAGAAGGAGAAGCAAAAGCAGCCGCCGCCACCACGGAAGAUUCCUGUCCCCGGUGGGGAGCCCAGCACGCGGGAGCCCGGGAGCUGGCUGAACUGUAUUCCCCCGGGAAAAGGCUGCAGGAAUGGAUUAGUGUCAUCUUAUGUUUCUCCUUGAUGUCUUUCAACUUCUACAAACUUCUCUUUUGCCUGAGACUGGAGCAUGCCUUCUCAAUUAUUGUUGGUAUAUUUGCAGGAGUCAUUACUGCUGACUUUGUAUCUGGUUUAGUGCACUGGGGAGCAGAUACAUGGGGAUCUGUAGAUCUGCCAAUAGUUGGAAAGGCAUUUAUCAGACCUUUCAGAGAACAUCACAUUGAUCCAACAGCAAUUACCAGGCAUGACUUCAUAGAAACCAAUGGCGAUAACUGCAUGUUGACGAUAGCUCCGCUGGCAAACAUGGCCUACAAAUUAGCUUCUUUAUCAUCAGAAGCAUUACACCAAACAUGUCCUUGGGAGUGCUACAUCUUUGCCCUGUCUGUAUUUGCAACCUUGACCAACCAAAUUCACAAGUGGUCUCAUACCUACUUUGGUCUUCCUCGCUGGGUAAUUUUUCUGCAGGACUGGCAUGUUAUCCUACCACGGAAACACCACCGGAUCCACCAUGUGUCUCCUCAUGAGACAUAUUUCUGUAUUACGACAGGCUGGCUGAAUUACCCACUGGAAAAAAUGAGAUUUUGGAGAUUCAUGGAAAAUAUCAUUGAAGGACUGACAGGAGAAAAACCCAGAGCAGAUGACAUGAAAUGGGCCCAGAAAAUAAAAUAACUCUUGCCAGGCUUCUGCUGUUGUGAAAACCUGUUGCCAAUUUUUUUAAAAGAAAAAAAGCCAUCAGCCAAAUUAAAAGACUUGCAGAGAGUUAAUGGACUAAAGCACAAAGCUUUUUAAAAAGUGCUAACAGACUGCAGUUAAAAGACUCACUCCUUAAAACAAUACUUGAAAAAUGCAAAUGGAUAAUUCUUGUCUGUUACUGAGCACCUUCUGUUAGCCACAUUUGCUGAUAAUUGAACAUUGUCAUCCUUGACACUUCAAAGCCAUUAGCUGGAGAAGGCAGUGUACCUUCCUAGUAACAUUUGUCAUUGGCACUGUAAUGUGUUGUAUCAACAUGAAUUCCCACUCUGAAAACGAUUUAAGGCCAUAUGGAAUGGCAAAGUUCACAAACUAGCUCCCAGUUGCUACCUGAGAAUCGGAGGGAAAGGUAUUGUCAUCACUUUAAUGCACUUAGUGUUUGGUGCAUCCUUCCAGUUGCUUCAUCUUGCUAUCAUAUCAAGACAUUGCCCAUAUGGUGUGCAACAGAAUAUUUGGGAGUCUCAGCCUAGUUCAUUAGCGUUACUUAAAACUGACAGUCUCCUAAAAUAAAGAUUUGUUCCAUUCCUUGAUAUUUGAGCUGCCCAUUGCUGUAUCACCCUACAGUUAACUUUGUAGUAGUUUGGGAUGGGAGUGAGGCGGGACAGAAUUUGUGUUCUGCACAAAUGUCAGACUCAAUACCAUUGGAUCAUGUAGUGUUCAGUAAUUGGUUUUAUUCACUUUGAUUCCUCUUCCAAAAUGUUUAAAAUAGCUAUAGAAAAUUGGUCAUUGUCAAAUUUGAAUGUUAGAAGGAUUACAUUAAUGGUGUGUGUGAUUAAGGUGCUUGCUCAUUUCAUGUAAAUAUCAAAGCCUUAAUUACUUCUUCGGUGUAACAUGGAAUAAUAAUUUUAAUGUGGUCUGAAUGUAUAUAAUUUAUAACAAAGCAGUUCAAUUAUACUAAUUGCAUUUGUUAAGUCUUGUUGCCAUUUUUGAGGGGAAGGGUAAAAUUGCACCUCCAGGGGUUUUUUAAACAGCAUACGCAAGCAAAAUCAGCAGUGGGUUUUCUGUUUUGUAUACAAGAGUGUCCUACAAAACACUUUUUAUUUUUGUGAUAGACUUCUGUGCCUUUUUAGGGAGAUUAGAAGGCUAAUCUGUGUCUAAAAUGCAACUGUUUCUGGCUGUAUUUUUUUAAUUUAAGAAAAAGCUUGCACGUUCUCCCUCUUCCUUGUAUGUUUGAGAUUUUUCUGUUUAAGAACAAAUUCUUAACUUCACACCCUGACUCUGAUAUGUCUUGCCUGGAUAGCAUUUUGCCUUUGGCACACUAAAAUCUUAGUUUAAACAGAGAACACUAAAAUUAACCAAAUGGAAACUAAGAAAAGAGAUUUAAUUAAAAACCAGAUGAAGGCAAACAAAAGAGAUACAUGUGCCACUUCUGAAGAACAAUCCAUAGAAAAAGUAUCACAGAGAGUCUCUCAGCGUUACUGUGAUAGCAGGAUUUCUGAUUAAGAUUUUAAACCUUGGGACAAGUUUGAGUGUAUUUCUUACUUGGAACAGUCCAUUUUUGUUUUGGGGGGUGUUUUUUCCUUCAGGUCAGUGUUGAUUCCUUUUGAAUGCCUAAAGGAGUGCUUACAGUUUUCUUGGGAAGGAUUUUUAGAAGUGGUUUUCCCUUGCUUCCUUCCUAGGGCUAAAAGUGACUGUCAUUCAGUUGGCUUUGUGUUUUAAAGCAAGACUAGAAUUCACAGUCUCCUUGUUUCUAGUCUAAUGCCAUAACAAUAACAACAGUGAAGCAUUUCAGUUUGUAUUGUUCUACUGAAACAUAGCUUUUAAAUUAUGGCUUUGAAUUAUCUCUCUCAUACUCUGUGUGUGUCUGUGUACGUGCACAUGCAAGUUGGCUGGGGAAUUCUGGAAAUUGAAGUCCUUAAAUCUUAAAAGUUGAAAAAUGUUGUAGGGUAUCACAGAAUUUUGAAAACCUGUCCACAUUCCCUUCUGCCCUUUAACACCAUCCAAAUCACAGCAUGGUCAUUUUGAGCCUUUUCCUUCUGCUUUCUCCUUUCCCACAGGUGAGAUGUCAUUUUCUGUCUUAUUAGCUAACAGCAAUUCAUGCUUGCAAAUACUGGAACUUUGCCUUUUGCUACUAUUUUAUUCCAUGGCCCAGAAAUUCAGAGCAGUAUAAAUGAGUGUCAGAUUACAGGGAAGAAUAAAAAAUCGUGUACAUAGUAGACAUUCUCCCUUUAGCCAUGCAGGAAGGCAAAUUCGUGGAAGCCCAUUGGAUCAGGUAUAAUGUACUCCCAUGGAAGACUUUUUUCUAGACUGAGCCUUUUUUCCUCCAAUUUAAGAUGAUGACUUCUCCAACCAGUAUUUAAAAAUAUUGUAGUGAAAAGAUUUAUAUUAGCUAGCUGAGAACUGAGAGAAGUCACCUCUUCUGUAGCAAAAUUUUACUCCACAACACAAGGAACACAAUUCUGAUAUGAGAAGAUUCUCCCAUGACCAUUUGCAGGGUCAGCUUUGCUUACAUGGGAAAAGCACUGAAUGCUUCAUUAAGUAUCAGGUUUUAUUUUGGAAUAUUACAGUAAAGUUUUGAACUGAAUAACUGAUACAAAAAAUCACACUAGUUAUUCUAGCUGAUAAGCCACUUGGACCAAAGGCAGCGAAAGCAGCCAAUCAACCACGUUGCCCUGGAAGUACUGAUUGUACAAGAAAGGAACCCCUAAGCCUAGUGCUCUGCUCAUGACUCUUGCCAUAUUAUGAUUUAUAUCAAUGCUUGCAGAAACCAACUGUGCACCAUUGACUUUACAGAGGGCCCAUUUUGAGUGCAAGAUCAAGGAAAAGUCUGCAACUGCCCACUUCUUGCUUGAACAUACACUCCACCCACCCAAGGCAAGUCUCAAUAUUUAUUUUUCCCUCUUUUUUUCCAAACCUACACUUUCUUACAACGUUAUACUAAGGGAAGAAAAUAGUUCCCUUAAUUACAAGUAAACUUCAUACUAGACCGGAAUCUGAAUUGGCAUGUCUCCAGGUCUAGUUGAACAAAAACCAAUAAAACAUUCACACUUUUUUAAUUGAUUGUUUUUAUUUUUCUAUUCUGACUCUUAAUUAUGUUCCUAAGCUUUACCUGCCACAAUAAAUGUAUUAAAUGUUUGAAGGAUCUGA